Messenger RNA from Tachysurus vachellii, 926 nucleotides. RefSeq names its product STING1 ER exit protein 1 (gene steep1). Bases 84 to 758 code for a protein of 224 amino acids. The record is from RefSeq and is a predicted model, not a curated record. The transcript is spliced from 7 exons. Lineage: Eukaryota; Metazoa; Chordata; Actinopteri; Siluriformes; Bagridae.
CAUUACGUCAGCGUUCCGUAGCUGUUGGUUCCUUUUGGCUCCUUUUGUUGUCACAUUAAAUGUUAGUUUGAGGCUUCAGUAAGAUGCCGAAGGUCGUUUCCCGGAGUGUGGUGUGUUCGGACACCAGGGACAGGGAGGAGUAUGACGACGGGGAAAAGCCGCUGCAAGUGUAUUACUGUUUAUGUGGACAAAUGGUGCUGGUGCUCGACUGCCAGCUGGAGAAAUUACCCAUGAGGCCACGGGACAAGGCACGUGUAAUCGACGCGGCCAAACACGCGCACAAGUUCUGUAAUGUAGAUGAGGAUGAGAGUGUGUACCUGAAAUGGCCUGAGGGGAUCGAGCGUCAGUAUCGCAAGAAGUGUGGAAAGUGUGGUCUUCUUUUGUUCUACUACCACCAGCUGAAAAACACUCCUGUGACGUUCAUCGUGUCUGGGGCAGUGGUAAAGUUUGGAGAGGGAUUCGGGAACGCCAGUGUGUACAGUCAGAAACAGGAGACACCAAAGAAAGUCCGGGUGAUGAUGACAAAGCGCACUAAAGACAUGGGGAAGUUCAGCUCUGUUACCGUUUCAACCAUCGAUGAGGAAGAGGAGGAGAUUGAAGCGAGGGAGGUGGCUGAUUCCUAUGCUCAGAAUGCUAAGGUGAUCGAGAAACAGCUGGAGAGGAAGGGCAUGAGCAAGAGACGACUACAGGAGCUGGCUGAAUUAGAAGCUAAGAAGGCCAAGAUAAAAGGAACGCUCAUCGACAACCAGUUUAAAUAGAGUGUGUCUGUGUGUGUGUGUGUGUGUGUGUGUGUGUGACACUUGUAUGUAAAAUUAUACUUGGGUAUACAUUUAUAAUUUGUUGUACAGUUGUGUGUGUGAUGUAAAUACAAGCUGUUGUUAAUUUUUUUAAUGAAAUAAAUUUCUUCAUCUUUGUUUCCUCAUCAA